Lycium ferocissimum is the source of this 336-nucleotide messenger RNA. Its product is annotated as sm-like protein LSM1A. The record is from RefSeq and is a predicted model, not a curated record. The transcript is spliced from 5 exons. Gene Ontology annotation, molecular function: RNA cap binding. The coding region runs from base 1 to 336 and encodes 111 amino acids. Gene Ontology annotation, cellular component: Lsm1-7-Pat1 complex; P-body. NCBI's taxonomy places the organism in Eukaryota, Viridiplantae, Streptophyta, Magnoliopsida, Solanales, Solanaceae. Gene Ontology annotation, biological process: deadenylation-dependent decapping of nuclear-transcribed mRNA.
AUGUCUGUUAAGCCAGGAGCUGAUUUCAUUUUCUUAAAUGACGUUUGGUUUAAUAUAAACCCAUCCAUGCCUUAUUUAGCUAAGAAACUCCUGGUAUUAUUGCGAGAUGGCCGAAAGCUUUUGGGGACACUUCGUUCUUUUGACCCAUUUGCUAAUGUUGUUCUUGAAGGUGCACGUGACCGUGUUAUUGUUGGUGAUCUCUAUUAUGAUGUCCCAUUAGGUCUUUAUAUUAUCCGUGGGGAGAAUGUCGUGUUAAUUGGAGAAUUGGAUGUUGAUAAGGAGGAACUUCCACCCCAUAUGACUCCUGUUUCAGAAGAUGAUAUUACAAGGGUAUGA